Messenger RNA from Phalaenopsis equestris, 993 nucleotides. Its product is annotated as cytochrome B5-like protein. The coding region runs from base 319 to 672 and encodes 117 amino acids. The transcript is spliced from 7 exons. Gene Ontology annotation, molecular function: heme binding. The record is from RefSeq and is a predicted model, not a curated record. Gene Ontology annotation, cellular component: membrane; intracellular membrane-bounded organelle. Lineage: Eukaryota; Viridiplantae; Streptophyta; Magnoliopsida; Asparagales; Orchidaceae.
AAUCCAUGCAUCACUCAAAACAUUGUUUUUUCAAGCAAAUGUUCCGGCCAUCUCUUGCCGCGCCGUCGGAACCAUACCAACCCAUUCUCUCUACCUAUUAACCUCCGGCUGAAUCUAUCGGCAGGGCAACCUUCGGCGAUACAAGCUCCCUGGCUAGGAUGGGAUUCUUCUGAAAUCGGCCGCCGGUGAUCGAUCCAUUGCCUCCGCUCCUUAACCUAGUUUUCCUGAAGACUUCUACGCUGCCGCUAGUUGAACAGCCAGUUUGCAUUGUACCCAGCUUGUCAUUGCUCCGGAGCUCAUAACUGGUGCUCACUUAAAAUGGAGAUGAUCGUCUUGGCAUUGCUUUUGGCUGCUCUGCUGGGAGCUAUAUUUCUCUAUCCAAGAUCUGCAAGAAAAGGUAAAAUAGAAGGAAAUCUUCAGACUAUUGCUAAGGAGAUGUUUAGAACUUAUAGCAAGGAGGAAGUUUCUUUUCAUAAUAAGAGGGAUGACUGUUGGAUUAUUAUCAAAGACAAGGUAUAUAAUGUAACUACAUAUGUGGAAGAGCAUCCAGGUGGGGAUGCCAUACUGAAUCAUGCUGGAGGCGAUUCGACGGAGGGAUUCUUUGGGCCGCAACAUGCAACUCGGGUUUUUGACAUGGUCGAUGAAUUCUAUAUUGGGGAUUUGCAGCUUUGAGUUGAGCCCCCCUCCAAGAGGACCGGCUGGUCCAUCUGGGCUGGAGCUGAACCCAGCCAGUCCCGCAUGAGCCCCACAUCUCUCCCCUCUCCUUUCUACUCUCUCAAAAAGGAAGCCGCCCAUAAGUACUCGUAGUCUUCUCUGUAAUGGAUCUUGCAGAAGGCAGUUCCAUGUAUUUGGGAUCAAAAAGUGGAUGUGAUCUCCUGCCGGAUUCUACUCCCCGAUUGCUGAUACUAUUUUUUAAGAUUUUGAGAUGAGCAUGUUAUUUUCCUCAGAUAUGUACAGUUAUUGGUCCUAUUCAUAUUAUGAAAUCUUUUAUUU